AUGACGAGCCGCGACGGCGUCACCACACUAUGGGGACGAAAUCAGAGCGAUCAAGUCUACUAUCUCUCAUGUCCCACGAGCCAGUUAUCCGAACCUACGGCCUGGAGUGCGCCGUUUCCAAUCCUGUCGGGGAUCGAGCGCAUAUCAGCCUACGUCAACUGUGUAGACGGGGGAAAUACUAUCUUUGCGGCUGGAGAAGGAAAGGUUCAGAAGGUAAUCCAGGGCUCCGCCAUCACGGGUAAGGUGUGGCGGGCUCAAGAGAUCACUCUCGCCGCGGCGCCAGAGCAGCCAUGUACGAACUUUCUUUCGUACACGACCACAAUCCACGUCACGCAGCUCACAUCAAAUGCCCCCAUUCCCAAGGCCAUAGUGGAGCUGUCGGCCAACAGCCGUGCCCCGGUGUACAUCAAUGGGGUCUACUACGUUCUCUCCACAGAGACUCCGUUGCGGGUCCUCACGGACCAGACCGGUACUCUGACAGUGAUAGAGGCGACAGACAGUCUCCAAGGGACUGUGUUGACGGUGUCUUUGGAAAACACUACCAUUACAAUCAACCCCAUGGAUCACAGUAUGGACAGAAUCGCUGCUUUGGACUCGGCGGAGAAACUGCGCAGCGCGCGGGUCCCUACGCACACCGUUGCUGGUGGCAUCGACGAUUCGACCCCGUACAUCUCUCUUCUUGAUCCAUCGACACACGAAGAUGACGUGGAGGCAAUGGCCCAGAGUUUCGGACUGCUAAAAGAAGCUUAUUUGAAAAUCCAGGGCCCCGAAAAGACCCUGUGCCAAGAUCACGGCGGGGCAGAACUCGUCACUGCGUCCCUGCUGCACGCUACAACGACUAAGACUCUCAAUUUGAGUUUUCUGGGAGAUCUGUGGUCCGGUGCGGAGGUCAUCAUAGGUGAUAUAGCACAGAUUAUCGGCUCAAUCGGGGGCGCAACCCUCAUCUGGGGGGGCGACGCCUUGCAGUGGCUGAAGAAUACCGCGAUGGGAGGUCUGACAUUGAUUAAGGACACUCUUUCCGGUGGCCUGCACCUGUUAGGAAAUUGGGCAGGUAAGGCCUGGCAUGUGGCGCUCGACACCUUGAAUACAUUGGUGGGGCUCGGGGAGUGGUUGUGGGAUCAGGGCAAGAAGUUAGCCCGAAAGGCCACAGAUUGGGUCACUGUCCUGCUGCACUGGGGCGAUAUUCGGCGCACCAAACAGGUGACGCACAACCUGAUCCGCCUGUGGAUGCAACAUCAGGUGGAUCAGAUUCCCCACGUCGCUGCCGGGUGGAAUCAAGCCAUUACUGGACUGGAGCAGACAAUCAACCAGUGGGCGGGCACCACUGACUUUGCCCCCCUCGGGGCUGAUGGCGACGAGGUCUUGAGAAACCCUGCGGUCCAGGGAGCGGCCAACCCCAAUGAGGGCCAAACGUCGGCUUCGAGCCUGUUUAUCAGUCACUACCGCAACCAUGCGCACCAACUACGGGUCGUUGGAGACAGCCCGGCUCUAAACGGGGUAGAGAGUCUGCUGUUCGAUCUGUUGGAUGCCGUUAGCACAGAGGGGAGGGUUCUUGGCGAACUCUUCGCUCAAUUGAAGCUACUGGUCCAGGAUUUCGCCAGCUUGAGUCUACAAGACGUGCUCAAGCGCAUGAUGGGGAUCUUGGCCGACUUUGUGCUGUCCAGCGUCCAGGGGGUGGUCGAUACCCUCCUCCAGGUUCUCCACACCCUGACUCAAUCUACCCUCGCCGUGCUUGACACCAAGAUCCACAUCCCCAUCAUUUCGGACCUGCUGAGCUCUAUCGGCAUCCCCGAUAUCUCAUUCCUGGACCUCUUCACCUGGAUCAUUGCCGUUGCGUUUACCAUUGUGUACAAGAUCACCCACAACACACAUGCUCCCUUUCCCGACAACAGCUCGGUGUCUGCCCUCAUCGCCGCCAACACCUGGGAGGGGAUUUCCCGCCUGUUUGGGAAGUCCACAGGGAGCUUCGCUUCCUUCGCACUUGCACCUCAUUACUCGAGCAAGCUCGCCACCGAAGGAGAGUCUUCCUCCGAGUGGAGUAGAAUGCUUUUUGCCCCAGGUCACUUCCUUGCGGGCCUCGCCGGCUUCGUACUGGGCUCCGUCACCGUCUUCGAAGCCGAAAGCGAGACGGAAGAGAACCCAUUCUCCACCCCAGCAAUGAUCCUGGGUAUCAUCAGCGCCGGUAUGCAGGGUAUUACCAACCAUUUCGCGCCGCGUGACGAGAUCGAGAACACGGUCGUCGAAGGCUGUGAAUAUGCACUCAUCACCAUUGAGGUCGCGGUCAAAGUCUUCUUCUCCGGGACCGCCCAAGGUGGGCUGACGAAACUCAGCGACAAAAGCGCCAGUGUGGGAAAGCUCGUGGUCAGCAAUGCUCGGGGGCUCGAAGCCAUCGUUGACGCGGUGCUAAUUCUCCCUGGCAUUGCAAUCAUGGGCUGGCACAUCUAUGAACUGUCUAAGAAGCCGGCUGGUAAGGUCAAGUCUGCUGCCAUCUUGGAGGAGUGUGGUAAGGUAUCUGCGUGGAUCGCGCGGGUCGCCUAUGCUGUCGCAGUGAACGACCCCGAGCCAGAUUCGAAGGAGAUUGCUGCUGGAAUUACCGGCCUAGCCAUAUGGGCUGCUGCGGGAUUCCAGAUUGGCGAGGCGGAAUGGUGUUGA
This is a messenger RNA of Penicillium macrosclerotiorum, 2652 nucleotides long. RefSeq lists its product as uncharacterized. The coding region runs from base 1 to 2652 and encodes 883 amino acids. The record is from RefSeq and is a predicted model, not a curated record. The transcript has a single exon. Lineage: Eukaryota; Fungi; Ascomycota; Eurotiomycetes; Eurotiales; Aspergillaceae.